GCCUGAGCAACUGUUGCUAAAGGGGCGUGGCUCGACCUGGGAGUCGGGGAGCGUCCCGCGGCCUCAUGAAUAUUUGAGUAUUCAAAUGACGCUCCGGCCCCGUUGCCAUGGCGCCCAGGGCCCGCAACCCCGCCCCCGGAAGAACGACCGACCCGGAGUCGCAGCGAGCCCCCGGCGGCGGAGGGCGCCCAGGGCGGUGGCACACAGACCAACCCCUCAGCUGGUCCAGGUCCCUCAUCAGGAUGACUGAAAGCACCUGAGGGCCAGUCCCCGCACUGGCAGCCCCAUGCAUCUCGGCACCUGCUCACUUCUGAGCCCUGUGACCUCAGUCCUGCCUGUCUCAGAUCCCCUGGGCACAGUGACCUGGCCAGGAGGCCAACCCACCUCUCUCCUGCAGGUGCCACUUGGGGACACCUUGCCUGAAUGUUUGACCCGUGGUGGAAAAAGGCAGCUGCCUCAGCAGGUUGGAUGUGAAUGGACCAGGCCUGGGACAAAGCCCACCGGCCUUGGCCGAGCACAGCCGAUAUCCUGGUGCGGGAGCUGAGCUGGCAAGGCCCGCACAACCCCUGCCCGAAGAGCAAGGACCCGGGCAGCCAUGGCGAGCAGUUGGUAGAGGAGUACCUGUCACCUGCCCGACUGCGCGCCCUGGCCCAGGUAGAUGACCUUCGACUGGUGGGCAUGCUGGAGAUGUGCGUCAGCACCCGUGAGAGCAGCCUGGGGAACUUCGGGGUGCACCUGCCCAACCUCAGCCAGCUGAAGCUGAACGGUAGCUGCCUGGGCUCCGUGAGAGACCUGGGCACCUCCCUGGGCCGCUUGCGGGUGCUGUGGCUGGCCCGCUGCGGCCUGACCGACCUGGAUGGCAUUGGCUGCUUCCCGGCCCUGAAGGAGCUCUACGUCUCCUACAACAACAUCUCAGACCUGAGCCCGCUGUGCCUGCUGGAGCAGCUGGAGGUCCUGGACCUGGAGGGUAACAGUGUGGAGGUCCUGGAGCAGGUGCGUUACCUGCAGCUGUGCCCGAGGCUGGCCACGCUCACCCUGGAGGGCAACCUGGUGUGCCUGCGGCCAGGGCCCAGCCCCUCCAACGAGGUGCCCCCCGGCUACAACUAUCGGGCAGAGGUGAGGAAGCUCAUCCCACAGCUGCGGGUCCUGGAUGAGGUGCCAGCCACACACACGGCCGUGCCGGCCCCCCGGGAGCUGCGCCAGGACUGGCUCAUGGUGAAGGAGGCCAUCAAGGAGGGUAGUGUCUCCGAAGGAAUGUUCCCCGGGCUGGAUCAUCCCCACGGAGCCCCCAUCCGGACACUCGGCUCCCAGCUCUCCUUGCCUGAGACCCAGCCACGGGCCCCCAGGCCACGGCCCCUCUCCCUACUGGUCACUGGGGGUCCCCUGCCGGGAGGCCUGCUUCCCAAGGACCCAGCUCCACAGGACGACACCAGUAACCUCACCCACGGUGCUAGCCGAGUCCUCUGCGGAAACCCCACCAAAGGCCUGAGGGAGCGUCGACGCCAGUGCCAGGCCUGGACACCUUCGGAGCAGCUGGCCCCACAGGAGGACCUGGCUGCCAGUGCCUCCACCCCAGGGCCUGACCCUGCAGACAGCAGUGAACUCCUGGCCUUGGCUAGGCUCCAGGCCCGGAGGGAGCUGCGCCUUCGGUACCUGGAGUCCCAGCAGGAAGGUGCCACAGCCCCCUGGGGCCCACGGGGGGCGCCCGAAGAACAAGAGGACGAAUCUAAGCCCAGGACUCCCUCUGGCCCCCAAUGUCUGGUCCCAGAGUCUUCUAGGACCUCAGGCUGUAACCUGAUCCCCUCUCCCCCUAAGUUCCCCUUGCCAUCUGAUUCCAGCAACACCUUCUGGGGGUCCACAGACCUGCAGUUCAGGGGGCGUAGGCUCAGAGCCCUAGGCAGCUUGAGGCCUGGCCUGGGUCAGGGGCUAGCUGUGGUGACAGCUCUAAGAGGCCUGGAGGUGGCCUCGGGGCCGAACCCUCGAGCCCAAGGAUGUCCCAGCCCAAAGCCAGCCCCGGAUCCAGCAGCCAGACCUCCCCGGCCUCCGGUGCGUGCAGCACCUGAACCCUAUCACCCCAGCCCAAUCCCACCCCUAGUGUAACCCCCCACCCGCUGCCAAGCUGGCCUGGACUGCGGGCCAAGAUGCCCCAGUGUGGUCGUGGGAGCCCCAUGUGAACUCUGGCCUCAUGGAACCCAGAGCAUCUUGGAGAGUGUGUUGGGGGGCGGGAAAUAGGCUUGACAUAAGAGGGACCCUUCUUGGUGGAGGGGAGUGGGGGGGUUGGGACUGCCAGGGGUGGGCACAAGGAAGAGCCCAGGAUAGGAGAGCCCAGUUCCCCACCACUGGCCCCGCUGCCCACUCCUUCCAUGGGGCCCGGCCUUCCCAGGAGGAGUGGUCAGAGCGACGAACCCGGAGGACACAGGCUGGGCCCAGGCUGAGGUGGCCGGAGUGCAGCCAGGCCCCCCCUCGCCCCCCAACCCUGGGGGAUUUGUGCGGGUCCUCGCCCACGCAGGGACAGGGCAGCCAGUGCCCUUCCCUUGGGAUAGGGCACCCCAAAACCAAGCGAAUCCGCUUUAAGGACUCUCAGGUGUACAUGAAUGCGGUUUACUUCGUAGGCGACGUUGGUUCAAUAAAUUGUGCAGCUGGCA
Molecule: messenger RNA, 2645 nt
Organism: Herpailurus yagouaroundi (jaguarundi)
Lineage: Eukaryota; Metazoa; Chordata; Mammalia; Carnivora; Felidae
Gene: LRRC56
Product: leucine rich repeat containing 56
Exons: 13
Coding region: 475-2100 (541 amino acids)
Molecular function (GO): protein binding
Source: RefSeq, a predicted model, not a curated record